Thecamonas trahens ATCC 50062 is the source of this 348-nucleotide messenger RNA. RefSeq lists its product as uncharacterized. Lineage: Eukaryota; Apusomonadida; Apusomonadidae. The record is from RefSeq and is a predicted model, not a curated record. The transcript has 2 exons. The coding region runs from base 1 to 348 and encodes 115 amino acids.
AUGGCUGCAGUGGGACGGACCGAGCUGAUGGCGGACGCGGACGCAGGCAAGGCAGUACUCGAGGCCAUUCGGGCACGGGUUAAUGGAUGUGUGGAGGUGGAUGACGAGUUGAACGCACCCUCGGUGGGGCUUAUCCUUGGCUCGGCGAUGAAUGAGAAGAUGCGACUGGGGAUGGGGAGCGACAAUGGCUUUGUCCCGUCGGUGGUCAUUGUCUUGAUCACCGAUCCGCUCGACAUUGACUCAAAGUGGAUGACCUUUGUCGACAAGAAGCUCCCGCCCCGCAUCACCUUUCGUGUCUUUGAUGCGCUCUACAAGUUCAAUCCCAUAGCAGCACCCGUCGAGGCCUGA